Molecule: messenger RNA, 2737 nt
Organism: Lytechinus pictus (painted urchin)
Lineage: Eukaryota; Metazoa; Echinodermata; Echinoidea; Temnopleuroida; Toxopneustidae
Product: proton-coupled folate transporter-like
Exons: 8
Coding region: 834-2381 (515 amino acids)
Biological process (GO): transmembrane transport
Cellular component (GO): plasma membrane
Molecular function (GO): transmembrane transporter activity
Source: RefSeq, a predicted model, not a curated record
ACAUACGUUCUUGGCAAACUUAUCCCCAGGCUGGCCAGACAUAUGAACUCUUUUAGAGUUUCAACGAGGUCUGAUCUCUGCAGACUACUAGUACUCAACCUGCUCAAAUAGACGUCAUGAUCGAGUGGAAGAACACAAUAAGUUCAGAUCAACUAUUGGACAGUGUAUAGAAUUUUCAACCUAUGUAUUGCAUAAUUAUCCACACGAAUGAAAAAGCUUCCAUAAUAUCACGGCAACAUUUUCAGGACAAGCUUUUAAUUACAGUAUCGAUGUUUGUUAUAGGCAGUGUACGUAGAGCUUGAAGAAGAAUGGUACUAGCUCUAUAGUCUAUGUCAAUUAUCUCCGUUCUAAUCAGAUCGAGCAUACCAGUAUGCAGAAUUUGCCUGUAACACAGAUGUUUCUUUGAAUAUAUAGGCCUACAGAUAUCGUGGUUUAUGUCACCAGUCCAUUCACUGCCGUUUAUUUCGUCAGCGGUGGUGACAUCUUUCCACUCCCAUUGACUUUGUACACAACGAGCGCGCACACACCGACACACACGAGAAGAGAGGUGACAAAUUUCACGAUAAGGCCAAGAUUAAAACCUGUCGAAAUAACUGCCGAAUUCUAAUUGUGAGGCAUGCACAGUCAUGCUCACAUGUCAACACAAUCUUAGACUUUGGAACCUAGCUCGAUGGACGUUUGUCUUCUACCAAGAGCAGGCUGUAUAUCACUCAUGUGAUCACAAUAGACCUACAACUAGAGUGUAAACAGCCACUAGAUAUAGCGUUGCGUUGUGUUGAUUCUGUGGAAUAAACUACGCUUUAUGGUUCGCUUAGGGCGGAUUUGGCAUCAGGAUGGAGGAAAGUGAUGAAAGGAGCGCCCUCUACGUUGGGGCUUCUUCAGACCUAAGGGACUAUGCAUCUUACGAAGCACCCCCUCUACCGGACCAGGAUUCACCCGUGGCUAUCGUUAAAGAGGUAAACACUGGGCGGACUCGUCGUUGCUGGAUCACCGUAGAGUUUAUAGUUAUCUUGGUGGCUGCUAGCUAUGGUGGCACAUCCACACUUGGCGGGCAAUACAUCAGGUUUCGCGUAAGCUCAGAACUCUACGGAAACGCAACCUUUAAUAGCUCGCAUGACAGCGCCUGUGAUCAAGGCAACUCUACCGCGUUCAUCGAAGGGGAGAUCCAGAAGAUCACGUCUAAAUGGACGCUUUAUCUCACUUGCUCCGCUUCUCUUCCAGGCAUCUUCACGACACUGCUGAUUGGAACCCUGAGUCAGCGAUACGGGAGAAGAGUUUCCAUCCUUCUGCCAUGCAUGGGAUUCCUCGGAGAUUGCAUUGUCAAGCUUUUUGUGAUAAAUCUCCAACUUCCUCUAGGCUACCUCUUCGUUGGCAGCAUCUUCUGUGGUCUUUGUGGCAACCUGGCCCUUUUCAUGACAGGAUGCUUCACUUACAUCACUGACAUAACUACAGAGAAAGAUCGGAUGAUCCGGAUUGUCAUUGUUGAAAUUCUUAUAUUUGUUGGGAUAGCCGCAAUGCAGAUCACCCUCGGGUACUUGAUCAAUGCCCUAGGUUUUGCUCGGAGCCUUUGGGUUCCGUUCACCGCCCUGGUUCUGAGUAUCAUCAAUGCAGGGACCCCAUGCCUCUUGGAAGAGACUAUUACCGAUGAGAAGAAGAGGGACACGGCUGAAGUACUCAAAGACAUCGUUCGUCUGUUCCGAGGCAAUAAAGAUAAUCGUCUCUACAUUCUGAUUACAAUGCUUGCUGUCAGUAUACUAGUCGGUAUCGUGAUUCAAGGCGGUAUCAUGAUCACAGUGCUCUAUGGCCAAGGGCAACCGUUCUGCUGGGGCCCAGUCAUGAUCGGGUACUUCGUCACUAUCUCCCUCGUGAUACCAGGAAUUGGAACGGUAGCCGGAGCUGGUAUUUUUCAACGAUUGAAGCUAAGCUAUAUGUGGAUCGUGCAGGUCUCGAUUAUAAGUGGUUUAGCUAAUACCCUAGCAUUGGCAUUCACAUUUGUCAUACCAUCGACUCUCCUAAUCUUUGCAAGUACGUUCCUUGGGUUGUUCAAGCUCUUGGGUCUUCCCGUAAUUCGUACAUUCCUCUCGACUGUAGUGCAGAAAAACGAACAUGGAGCAUUAUUUGCUGCGUUGGGCGUCUUGGACGGCCUUUCUGCCUUUCUCGCCACGCCCAUAGUAAAUGGAAUAUACUACGCUACUAUCGAUCUCUUAUCAACAGCGGUCUUCUUCGUAAUGUCGGCACUGUUGAUCAUCCCAAUCAUCAUUACCGGUGUUCUACAAUGCAAGGGUAUCGGCAAGGUUGAUGGAAGGCGCCCUCUAUCGAUUAAUACAGAUGCUGAUGAUGCCACAGAACCUUUUCUAUCAAGAGAUGGCCCAAAUAGCUGAAAAUAUAUUAUGCGAUUUAAUUCAACUAUAGGCCUAAACAUACAUAUUUCAUAUUAACAUGGACAGAGCUACUAUUGUUUAGGUAUAACCAAUGACAUAAUUCAGCCAAAUUGUGGCCAUUAUAUCACGAGUCAGUGAUUUUCUUCGAUAAAGCACGAUUUCGCUGUUUCUUAUAUUAAUGUUUGUGAAGAAACUCAAAUGAACUCCAAUAUGAAGCGCAUCGUCUUAUAGGAACACCCCAAACCCUCAUCUUCUCCUAUCUUGCCAGGUAAUUCCUAACACAUAAUGCAGCAUUCUUCACAUGGUCACCCCCCCCCCUCACCACGAAGCACACUUUUUGUAAAGCCCUCCCCCCC